GCAGUGACGUCAUAAAAAAGAGCCUCGAACGUCUCUUCAAACAGCCGUCAGCGAGCAAAUCAAAUGUUAUCAGCGAAGAGGAGAAGGUUAACUUUGCUGCAUUUUCAACGGGACGAGCCUCUUAGACUCUUCCUGUAAUUUUCGUUAUAACAAGUCGAACAAUUUAGCUAAACUAUUAAACGACAAGAACGCCGGGUAGGCAGGCGACGACCAUUGCGAUACGUCAAUUAAGCUAGUCGAGGUUUUUCAGGGGGCAAUUUUGGAUGAGCAUCUUCACUCCCGGUCAGAAACAAAAUGGAGCGCCGCGUCACGCUACGUAAGUCUUCAGGCAAGGACAACUCCACCUCUGAUGACGACGCUCCCCUCUCGGAUCUCGCGGUGAAGCAACCCAAAAAGGAGAAACAGUCCACUGAGGACGCGCACAGCUCCAACGCCGAAGACAAGAGCGAUGAUGAGCCGCUGAUUAAGAUGAAGACAAAGAAGAAGGAAAACAGACUACCCCCGUUUCAUGGCAGAAAACCCAAGAAUGCAGCGGACGACAGUUCCGACAACGGUCCUCUGGUGAAAGCCAACGUGCCAACCAAAGCUGGCAAGAAGUUCACAACACCACCCAAGAAAUCAGCUCAACCAAAGAAGAAGAAAGAUGUUCUAGAUGAGGAUGCGAGUUCGGAUGACGAGCCUCUGAACAUCAUCGCCAAGAAGCUGAAGGCGCAGCAGAAGGAAAACAUGCCGGCGGGGACCUCCGCUCAAGCCACCGAGGCCACAUCCAAAAGGAAUGCUGCCAAGAAAAGAGUGAAAUACAAAGAGUCUUCCAACGAGAGCUCGGACGAUGACCCGGUGGCGGCCAUCAUGAGGAAGAAGGCCAUCGCCAGUCGGCAGAAAACGCCCGCUGCCAAAAACAGCAAGAAAACCAGAGCUAAGCGCGCCAGCGUCGCGCAGCGAGACGACAGCUCCGACGACGUCGGCGAUGGUGACGAUCAUGAUGUCCCCCUGGUGAACGUCAUCGCCAAGCCGACCAAGCCGGCGGAGGACAAGAAAAAGGGAGCAAAAAAGAGCGGCGUGGCACAAGGCAGUGCUUCGAAAAAGAGGCGAGAAGCAGGUCAGUCUGACGAGAGCUCGGGUGACGAGGCCCUCAUCAAUCUGGUGAAGAAAUCCCAAACGGAGAAAAAGACCAAGCUGAAGAAACAGCCCUCGGCUCCCAAGAAGCGAACUGCCACUCCCAAAGCCGGCAAGAAGAAGGCAACGGCAGGCGCCAGCUCAGAUGACGAGCCCUUGACGGAAGCCAUCAAACACCCUCAGGUGACCAAAACGCUCCGCAUCAAGCUAGAGAGGUGCGAGAUUAAGGAAGCUGCUGUCGUCGCCGCCACGGCAAGUCAAGCAGAAUGGCGGCUGGCCAAACAGCCAAGCGAGAAGCUGGAGGAGAGUUCUGAGUAAUCGGCAGCGCCAGGAGAAAGCAUUCCUUUUCAAAACGGUUUGUUCAAAGAUUCUCUUGGGCGAAGGUGCCUCCUAAACAGUGUUUCAUGUUGAGGACAAACAAAAAAAAAAAGGUGUUUUAUAUGUGAAUGAGAUCAAGGAGUCGAUUUUGUUGGCUCCACUUUUUUUACUUUGGGACCAAACGCAAUUUAGUUUGGGUCCAAAUGUCAGUUUUGCGCUCUUGUGCACAGAAGCAUGUUUAUAAAAUGUCAUUUUGCCAUUUGUACCAGUUUUGUUUUUCCAUGAAGUGAGUUUGAUUGAGAUUGUCUACCACUGGAAAAUGUUGAAGUUGCACACUAAUGCUCUUAAUAUUUUUCAUGAAUUAAAUGUACGUUCAGCAUGUUUAAGUGUCAAAUAUGAAUAAAUGUGGAUUAGAUGUU
Messenger RNA from Syngnathus acus (greater pipefish), 1853 nucleotides. Its product is annotated as nucleolin 2-like. The coding region runs from base 295 to 1434 and encodes 379 amino acids. The record is from RefSeq and is a predicted model, not a curated record. The transcript has 10 exons. NCBI's taxonomy places the organism in Eukaryota, Metazoa, Chordata, Actinopteri, Syngnathiformes, Syngnathidae.